AUGUCGAAACAACCCGAGUUUUUGCUUCUCAAGCAACCCCUGGGCUGGGUUCCUGAGGCCCGUUGGGAUCAAGUACUAGGAUCGGUCGUCCUCAACCCUCACUCGCCCCUCGAUAACAGAACACCUGAUCACCCCCCGAUCGAGUUGAACGACAUUUCAGAGACAACAUUCACCGACUUCAUAAUAAAAAAAGAUUUUGGCACCGACGCUUCCACUACUUUCAAUGUCGAGGGACUCGGUACUCUCCACCGGCAGAUCAGCGACGCCUCUUAUCGCAAACUUCACGGAAAGUUUGUCAUUUCUAAGCGCCUUACCCAACGUCGUCUUUUCUGGGAAGCCAUGGUAGAUGCCGACCCAAACUUUGCUGAGAAGGCCGCCGACUGGGUCGGGGAGCGCCGUGGCUUUCUCAGGCUACGCUCCCGUCAUGAAGUUUGUUGGAUUGUGGGCGUGUUGAUCUGCAAGGACGUCGCUAUCGCCACUUCCAUCGAGAAGAAGAGAGAAUAUCGCGCCCGAGGCGACGUUCUCUUGGGCACAGCGGCGCAGAUAAUUGCAGCGGCACACGGUGUGCUGCUACCGACGGGUAAUAUCGGGAACGCCAGUGUCGGGGGUGGGAACAGUCAGGAAGAACACGAGUAUUUUGUAGCAAAUGGAAAGGGUGGCUUCAUAUUUGCUCUAGAGGUUGUACUAAUAGGCUCGACCAAAGGGAAGUUACAGGUUACAGACAAGGUGCCGAGGGGACAGAAGCUAGGGAGAGGGGCCUUUGAUGAUGAAGCUGUGGUGUUUCCAGAAGAUCUACAGCUACAGGAGGAGCUCAUUGAGACAGACUGGGAUGACUUGCUCGGAGAUCCCACCAUGUGA
Molecule: messenger RNA, 858 nt
Organism: Penicillium odoratum
Lineage: Eukaryota; Fungi; Ascomycota; Eurotiomycetes; Eurotiales; Aspergillaceae
Exons: 1
Coding region: 1-858 (285 amino acids)
Source: RefSeq, a predicted model, not a curated record